UAGAACGCAUUCCGGAAGGAAAAGCGUGUAAAGAGCUCAUUCCUGAGGGGAAAGGAGCGAACAAAUCAAAUAAAUUAAAUUGUAACAACAUACCAACUAUAGCAUCACACGGAAAACAACGUCAAUGUCGUAAAUGUUAUCAACAUUUUGAUACUAGCAAUGAAUUAUUCAAGCAUCUUAGAAAUCAAUGUUAUCCUGACGAAAUAAGACAGCAAAUAAAUAAAUUAACUGAACAUAUUAGCGAUGAUAAACAACGAGAACAAAUUUUAAAAAUUUUAUGGAAAUAUGGAAAAUUAUUUGACAUUAGUGAACCAUCAAAAAUUGAUAUAAUUUUAAAAAAUGCUAUUGAUACUGGUACACAUCGUCCUGUUCAUACUCCACCAUAUAGAAAAUCAAACAAAGAUCAAGAAACCUUAAGAAAAGAAACAGAUAAAUUAUUAAAAAAUGGAAUUAUUGAACAUUCAACAUCACCAUGGUCUUCACCUAUCGUUUUAGUAAAAAAGAAGGAUGGAACAACAAGAUUUUGCGUCGAUUAUCGUCGCUUAAACCAAAUUACAACAAAAGAUGCUUUUCCAUUACCAAGAAUUGAUGAUAUUUAUGACCAAUUAACAAAAGCAGCAUAUUUUACAAAAUUCGAUUUCAAAGCAGGUUAUUUUCAAGUACCAUUAGAUAAAUCAGAUCGACCAAAAACAGCAUUUUCAACUCGAGAUGGACACUUUCAGUUCAAAGUAUUACCUCAAGGUCUCACUAAUGGACCACCAACAUUUCAACGUAUUGUUAAUCAAAUAUUAGGUCCAAACAGAUGGAAACAUGUACUCGCCUAUAUCGAUGAUAUUAUUAUUUAUUCACAAAAUUUUAAUGAACAUUUAAAACAUAUCGAAGAAGUAUGUUUAUUAUUACAAGAAGCCAAUUUUAAAUUAAAUGUUGACAAAUGCGAAGUUGCAAGAGCAGAAAUAUUAUUUCUUGGACAUGUAAUUAAAGCAGGUACUAUUAAACCUGAUCCAGACAACAUCCGUGGUUUGACCGAAACACGUGAACCAACAUCAGCUGAAGAAGCAUUUAGAUUCGUCAAAGCAGCAGAAUAUUACCGAAAAUUUAUUCCAAAACUUUCCACCAUCGCCGCACCAUUACAUCAAUAUUCUCCAGCAACAGUACAACAACAGAAGAAUAAUAAAAAAUUAAAAUUUGAAUUAUCUGCUGAAGCUAGAACAGCAUUCCACCAACUAAAGAAAAUCUUAACAACUGAUCUUAUUCUUGAUUUACCUGAUGAUACAUUAUUAUUUAAAUUACAAACUGAUGCUUCUGUAGAUGGAAUUGGUGCUGUUCUAUUACAAAUUACUUCCAAUGGUGAUCGACCAUUGGCAUAUAUGUCAAAGAAAUUAACAAGAACACAAAUUAAUUGGCCAACAAUUGAACAAGAAUGUUAUGCAAUAGUACAAGCAAUAGAAAAAUGGGACAAAUAUCUUCGUGGACACGAAUUUAUAUUAGAAACUGACCAUGAACCAUUAAUUCAUUUUGCAAAUAAAGAACAAUUAAAUAAAAGAUGUGAACGAUGGCGAUUAAAAUUAGCUGAAUAUCGAUUUAAGGUGAAACAUAUUCAAGGUAAGAAAAAUCAUAUGGCAGAUUAUCUUUCAAGAUCACCAGUCGACAUAGCUGAAGAAGAUAUUGAAGAACGAACUCAGUAUGAAUCAACAUCAACACAAACAGAUUUAUCAUUUUCAUCAUUAAAUGAUAAUUUGAUUCCAUUAAAAAUAACAACAGCAAUUACUAGAGCUCAAGCCAAAUUACAACAACAAGCAACGGCAACACCAUCUAUUAAACCGACGGAUGGAAAAAUUAAUGAGCUCAUCUCACAAGGGAAAGUAGCGACUGAUGAAGAAUUGAUAAUCAAACCAUCAGAUGAAAAUCCAAACAAGAUCAUCCUAUUUGAUAUGGAUGAUUUAAGAAAAUGUCAAGAAGAAGACAAAACAAUUCAAGAAAUAAAAAAGAAUAUUAAGAAUAAAAAACAUUAUUUUAUUGAAGAUGGAAUAUUAUUUAAAAAACAACAACUACCACUUCCACCAGUGCCAUACGUUUCAGUAGGACGAAUACGUGCUGAUAUAUUAAAAAUUUAUCAUGAUACACCUGCUAAUGGAGCUCAUUUUGGCCGUGACAAAACAAUAAGGAAAAUUCAAGAACGUUAUUAUUGGCCAACAAUGAUAGCAGAUAUUAAAAAUCAUUUAAAUUCAUGUUUACCAUGUGCACAAAAUAAUUAUCGCCGUCAAAAAUUACCAGGAAAAUUAAAACCAAUACCACCACCCGAAGGAAUAUGGAAAUUAUUAAACGUUUUAUCAAAAUUUGUUAUUGCAAAAGCUGGCACUCCAACAUGUAUAUUAACCGAUAAUGGUACUCAUUUUACUUCUCAAGUUAUGAACAAAUUAUUUGAAAAUAUUGGAGUCACUCAUCUUUAUUCCACAGUAUAUCAUCCACAAACUAAUGGACAAAUUGAACGAUUUAAUGCUACGAUGGAUGGAAAAAUUGCCGCCUUAUGUAAUGAACGACGCACGGAUUGGGAUGAAGUAUUACAAUUUGUUACAUUUAAUUAUAAUACAUCAAUACAUGCAACAACAAAACAAACACCAUUCGAAAUGAUGCAUGGAAGACAAGUUACACUUCCAUUUGAUCAACAAAAAGAAAUUAUUUCGCUCACACAAGAUCCAGAGCACAGUCAAAAAAUUAGAAUAUAUCUCGAAAAAUUAGUAAAUGCAGCUCGAAACAAUAUUAUAAAAAAUCAACAACAAUAUAAAGCUCGAUAUGAUUUACAUAGACAAGAUUUAUCAUUAAAACUCAAUGAUCUAGUUUUGGUAAAAACAAGAAACAUUAGAAAUAAAUUUGAUAUACGAUAUGAAGGUCCAUUUAAAAUUAUAAAACAAUUAGGAAUUAAAACAUUUAUUGUCCAACAUGUUAAAAAAUUAACGUUAACAAAACAAGUGACAAUGGAUGUUAUCGUUCCAUUGGUGGAACGAUGGAAUUUAAUCCAAUAA
Molecule: messenger RNA, 3023 nt
Organism: Rotaria sp. Silwood1
Lineage: Eukaryota; Metazoa; Rotifera; Eurotatoria; Philodinida; Philodinidae
Source: the annotation of a GenBank genome assembly